CAACAACAUCAGAUCAACACCACCCCCGCCAUCACCAUAUCGCCUCCCACGCCUUCAUCCUUUGCGCUUGCUCCUUGCCACGCCAUCCAUUUCGUGACGUUUGCAGACCCUUCCGCGCACGUUGAGCCGCCCUCCUGUCCACCCAGUACCCCGAAUCCCCCUGAACUCCUUUGACCGACAACCAAACAAAGAGAUAAUGGCACAUUAAUCCGAUCAGCACCACUAGCACGCAUUUUCGCUUCUCGACGCGUCUCAGCAUUCCACGAUUGCCCAACUCCACUCCUUAGCACUUUAGAUUACUCCGCAUAUACCGCACCGACUUCCCACCGACGCUACCGUAGCUCCCGCGCGCGACGACAUCAUGGCCGCGCACAUGCAUCCCUAUCCUCGCCCAAACGGCCAGUACCCUGUGGCUGCUCCCCAACCACCCAUUCCUAAUUCCGACGGAAGCUUACCCCCCAUAUCCGCUAGGCCCAACGACGACACCUACAAUCCCAUGGUCCCCUACCAACAUGUACCCACCCAGCAAGCCCCCGCGAACCCAGACCCCCUUGUCCCUUAUAAAGGUCGUAAGGGCGACUACACGUACAGCCUCAUUGUCGAACAGCAGCCCAUACGGGCCCGUAUGUGCGGAUUCGGUGAUAAGGAUCGCCGACCGAUCACUCCUCCCCCUUGUAUAAGGUUAGUGGUUUGGGAUAACAAGGCCAACAAAGAGGUCAAUUACCACGACAUAGACAGCUCCUAUUUCGUCCUCAGUGUGGAUCUGUUUGCUGCCAACGGAAAGGAGGAAGUCAACCUGGUCCGUCAUGCAACCAGCGGUAGCACCCACCUUUCAAUCAGCCAGAGCCCUACCACCGCGUACCCCGCACCGCCAGACCGACAGCAAAUGUACGGCGCACCGACUUAUGAUAGCUACGGCCGUCCUAUGAUGCCCCCGCAGGCUCCGGCCUAUGGCCAGCCACAACCCCAGAUGGGUUCGCCUGCGGCAUCGUACCCUAAUACCUACGCCCCCCAAGGACAAUACGGAACGUCUCUCGUACCCAUGUCCCCCGUGCCCGUCGUUGCGCCCCCGCCGUCCGCGACAGGCAUGUAUACUCGCAACCUGAUUGGAAGCCUGACGGUGAACGCCUCCAAGCUCAACGACACCAAGAAACAACUCGGACUCUGGUUCGUGCUGCAGGAUCUGUCGGUGCGGACCGAGGGCACCUUCCGGCUGAAGAUGAAUUUCAUCGAUGUCGGCAGCGGCCAGAAUAACGGUCACGUGCUCAACAAGGGCCGCGCUCCCGUUUUGGCGACGUGCUUCUCCGAGCCCUUCCAGGUCUUCUCCGCCAAGAAGUUCCCUGGCGUGAUCGAGAGCACGCCGCUCAGCAAGGCAUUUGCCUCCCAAGGCAUCAAGAUUCCCAUCCGCAAGGAUGCGCCCAAGACGUUGGCGAACCAGGCCGAGUAUGACGCUGACGAGAUAUGA
Messenger RNA from Westerdykella ornata, 1465 nucleotides. RefSeq lists its product as uncharacterized. The coding region runs from base 362 to 1465 and encodes 367 amino acids. The transcript has 4 exons. The record is from RefSeq and is a predicted model, not a curated record. Lineage: Eukaryota; Fungi; Ascomycota; Dothideomycetes; Pleosporales; Sporormiaceae.